AUGGCCGGGGCUUGUGAAAGGUGGCAGGAGAGAACUCCCACUCAGAAUGGUAAGAGAAAUAUUCAGUUCAUCAGCAGCUUUAGCAGCGUACCCACCACUGGGAGAACUACCAUUCGUCUAAGAGACCUUUAUGAUCCAAAACCUCAACCUGCCAAAGCCCCCGUCCAGAUCCGUCCUCCAAGUCCAAGAGCCCCACCGGCAAAGGGCCCCACAUUACAGCCCAGCUUCUCCAAUGAUCCUAUGCCCAUUAUGAGGAAACGAGCUCAGUCACUUCCUUUGUUUGUACGAAGGGAGAAGGCACCUAGGAGCCUGCAGGUACGCUUUGUGGACUCACUGGGCCUUGAGUUAGAAGAUGUUAAGUUCUUCAAAGUGCAGGAGAACCCACUGAUACCCCCACAUGUUAUUACCAAACUAAUGAUGAGCUCUGAGCUCACAUUUGGAAAGUCACUGGAGCUGUCCAUGCCUUACUUCAAACCCUGUUUCCCUGACAGUAUGAGAGCUCAACCUGGCUUUCUAAAACGCCUCUGCGACCAGAAAGUGGUCCUGGAUGGGGUCAUAUGCUCAGAGAUGGGGAUCACUGGCACCAUUCAAGUACUUAAUUUAGCUUUUGAGAAAGAGGUCACGGUGCACUACUCGUUCACUAACUGGAGGACCCAUACUAACACAGCUGCAUCCUGGGUAUCAAGUGGGUACCGAGGGGAGUGUGAUGUGCCAGACAUGGAUAUCUUUUGUUUUCGUCUGCCUGUCCCACCUUUUAUUUUGCAGCCUGGGGCCCUUCUAGAGUUUGCCAUCUGCUAUAAAGUGAAAGGAUUUACCUACUGGGACAACAAUGAUGGGCAAAAUUUUAAACUGUCAUGCCAUAGCUACAAGCUCAAAGUGCCAAAGGAGUGCGAGGAUAGCAUGCUGCACUUUACCUGA
This is a messenger RNA of Lampris incognitus (smalleye Pacific opah), 918 nucleotides long. RefSeq names its product protein phosphatase 1, regulatory subunit 3Db (gene ppp1r3db). Bases 1 to 918 code for a protein of 305 amino acids. The record is from RefSeq and is a predicted model, not a curated record. Gene Ontology annotation, cellular component: protein phosphatase type 1 complex. Gene Ontology annotation, molecular function: protein phosphatase 1 binding; glycogen binding. Gene Ontology annotation, biological process: regulation of glycogen biosynthetic process. The transcript has a single exon. Lineage: Eukaryota; Metazoa; Chordata; Actinopteri; Lampriformes; Lampridae.